AUAACCUUCCAUAAAUUCAAAGGAAUUUGGUGAAUUGAUAUACUUUCACACCAGAAAAAAUUGCUUCUUUAUGGCUACCACCCAUCCUGUUCCUGGGACAGGUCCCAAAAGUCCACUCCGUCCAUCGAGAAAAGAGGAGGGUGAGCAGGCAUACAUAGUGGGUCUCACAUUUUGAGGAUAUUGUAGGUUCACACGAAUUUCAUAAUUAUUAAAAUGCCUGCGUUUACCAAAACAUUGUAUUCGAAAGAGCAUCCUUGUUUUUGGGGGUUCAAUCAAUGCUUCGAAAGAAAAAGAAAUAAACCGACUAGGCGAGGACAAGAACAGGCGGUUGUUGAAAAGUACUUCCCUCAGAUAACGCCUGCGAAACAUUUUUUCCGUGUCCGUAAGUGCGAACAGAACCGAAAACUUGUCCUUGUGCGGCAGGAGCUAGUAUGGGGGUCAGUGAGGACGACAUACAAAUGACGACGCUGCUAAAUGAGAGAAAACUGAAGGCAAGAGCGUACGCUGUAGAAGGAGAGGAAUCCUCUGAGUUCCGGAGGAAGAUGGCGGGGUGUCUGGGUGGUGGUAAGGUGACCAAGAAAUGCAUGAAGGAGUCCAAGAAGACAUGGCAGAUAGCUGCGCCUGCUAUUCUUUCAGCAGUUGCGCAGUUCUCAAUUGGGGUUGUAACUUCUGCUUUUGUUGGGUAUGUGGGUGAUGUAGAAUUUGCUGCUGUUUCUGUUGUCCAGAAUGUGCUUGAAGGCUUUGUCUAUGGAGUAAUGCUAGGGAUGGGAAGCGCACUCGAGACGCUCUGCGGUCAAGCUGUUGGUGCAGGGAAACUGCACAUGUUGGGUAUCUAUAUGCAAAGAUCAUGCAUCAUCACUGGCAUCACAGCCUUGCUUCUAACCCCAGUUUAUAUCUUUGUAUCGCCAAUACUUCAAAUCCUUCGUCAAGACAAGCAUAUUUCUGAUCUUGCUGGGAAGUACUCUAUGUGGGUGAUUCCACAAUUAUAUGCUUAUGCCUUGAACUUUCCCAUUCAAAAGUUUCUGCAGUCUCAAAGUAAAGUUUGGGUUAUGACCAUCAUCUCCUUAGUGGCUCUGGCAUUACAUUGUCUUUUGAAUUGGGUGUUUCUGCCAAAGCUUCAAUAUGGACUUUUAGGUGCUGCCAUAGCUGGAAAUAUAUCAUGGUGGUUCUUGGUCGUGGCUCAAGUGAUAUAUGUGGUUGGUGGUUUCUUCCCUGAAACAUGGACUGGUUUCUCUAUGCUUGCUUUCAAGUCACUAGCUGGCUUCGUGAAGCUGUCGCUGGCGUCAGCCAUUAUGUUAUGCUUGGAGCUAUGGUAUUACACGGCUGUUAUUCUAUUGGUGGGAACUUUGAAGCAUCCAGAAAUAGCAGUUGAUGCCAUUUCGAUCUGCAUGAAUAUACAAAUGUGGGCUCUGAUGAUUGCCCUAGGCUUCAACGCUUCUGUGAGUGUGCGAGUGUCCAAUGAACUAGGUGCCGGAGAUGCCAAAGCAGCAAAGUUCUCGGUGGUAAUCAACGUUUUCACAUCCACGGUAAUAGGAAUUAUCUUUACAGCAGCAGUAGCUGCAACUACGAAUGAUUUCCCCAGGAUAUUUACCAACCAACAAGAAGUCAUGACAGAGACAUCAAAGCUCGGUUACUAUCUCGCAGCUACAAUCUUCCUCAAUAGUAUCCAACCAGUUCUUCAUGGGGUGGCGGUUGGUGCAGGAUGGCAAUUCUUCGUUGCCAUAGUGAACGUUGGAUGCUACUAUGCUUUGGGGCUUCCAAUUGGAGCCUUGCUUGGAUUCAAGUUCAAGCUCGGUGCACUUGGCAUUUGGAUCGGGAUGCUGAUUGGCUGUCUAUUGCAGACUGUCGUGCUUCUCUUUAUUAUCUUUCGAGCGAAUUGGCAAAAGGAGGCUCUGAAGACCGAGAUACGCAUGAGAACAUGGGGCGGGCCAUCGGAACCUCCGGAGGCUACAUCAGAACCCCAUGAAACAAGCUGACUGAAUACAUAAUAACCACAUUGAUACAACAGCGAUUUUGCAAUAAAACCUUGCUGUCAAUUUUCUUCAUUUUUUUCUGAGUCCGAAUCACAAAUAGAAUUGUGCAGAUGAAGACAAGUAAGUUGAUACGAGAUAAUUAUAUCCGUGAUCUAGUCAAUUGUAUUUAAUUACGACAGCAGUAAUGUUAUACCAUCAUAACAGAGCCCUUGGGUUAUUUAUUGAA
This is a messenger RNA of Eucalyptus grandis, 2199 nucleotides long. Its product is annotated as protein DETOXIFICATION 33. Gene Ontology annotation, cellular component: membrane. The transcript has 7 exons. NCBI's taxonomy places the organism in Eukaryota, Viridiplantae, Streptophyta, Magnoliopsida, Myrtales, Myrtaceae. Gene Ontology annotation, biological process: xenobiotic detoxification by transmembrane export across the plasma membrane. Gene Ontology annotation, molecular function: xenobiotic transmembrane transporter activity; antiporter activity. Bases 432 to 1976 code for a protein of 514 amino acids. The record is from RefSeq and is a predicted model, not a curated record.